AAUUUACUGAUUCAGGAUGUAAGUAUAUAUAAAUAUGUACGUCUAUCUGCAAUGAACAGGAUGUGCAUCAACAAUCUCUGUUCGAAUUUUCCCAUCACCACAUGACCACAGAAUAACACUCAUGCCACCUUCGUCACUUUGUUAUUUUACUACCAUCAACAACGACGAUAAUGAUUGCAACUCGUCGAUUUACUUCGAAUGUUUCAAAUCAAUUUCGCGCAUUGAUUACUGGUGCUCCGGGUUCUGGAAAAGGAACAAUCUCCUCGAGAAUUGCUACAGAUUUUGAUUUGGUUCAUAUUUCGAGUGGAGAUGUUCUUCGAAGACAUGUUAAACAAGGGACUGAACUUGGUCACAAAGCCAAGGCAUACAUUGAUAAUGGCACUUUAGUACCUGAUGAUCUCAUGGUAAAUUUAAUGACAAAUGAAAUAAAAAGAAUUUCCAAAACACGUUGGUUACUCGAUGGGUUUCCAAGAACGAUUGAGCAAGCAAAACAAUUACAUAAAAAGCAGAAAUUUGAUGUAGUCGUCAAUCUCGACGUACCAUUUAGUGAAAUUAAAAGAAGAAUUCAGCAACGAUAUGUACAUCUUAGUAGUGGACGCGUGUAUCAUUUAGAGUGGAAUCCUCCAAAAAACGCUGGUAUGGAUGAUGUUACUGGAGAACCAUUGACUCAGAGAGAUGAUGAUAAGCCUGAGACUGUGGCAUCCAGAUUAAACAUCUUUCAAUCUCAAAUGGCUCCAGUGUUGGCAUUUUAUAAGGAUCUGGGAAUUCUGCAAACAUUUACUGGCACUGAAUCAGAUGUUAUUUAUCCAGAAAUAAAAGCAUAUCUUUUGGGUUAUUUACAAUCAAAAUGAUGGUCAUUUGACUGAAUAGCUUGUCUUUAAAAUAAAUUUGUAAGUUGUGCUUAGUACUAGGCAUAUACUUUGUCAAGUACAUGGGCAUCAAUUCAACAUUAAUUGAGGGAGACCAUAUUCAUAUAUUCUGUUAUGUAUAUCAGGCUAAUUUCUUUUGAAAGCAAAAAUGUUUUUGAAAGAAAUUUAAUUGGCAGGCAAUGCUGAAUACAUGGAUAUGGUCAUCCCCUCCCCAUUAACUUAAUUAGGAAUUGAUGCCAUUGGGUCGGGUAGCACUAGUCAUAUUAACAUAUAAAAACAACACUUGGUAUGAUUUGUUACUGAAGAGUCUUUUCUGGAAAGUUGUUGAACAAUUUUUCAUUAACAUUUUGUAAUCAAAUACAUUUAUAGAAUUAUGUAAUGCUUAUUAUUAGAAUCAUUAUAUUUAUAUGAAGGAUA
Messenger RNA from Xenia sp. Carnegie-2017, 1286 nucleotides. RefSeq names its product GTP:AMP phosphotransferase AK3, mitochondrial-like. The transcript is spliced from 6 exons. Gene Ontology annotation, molecular function: AMP kinase activity; ATP binding. The record is from RefSeq and is a predicted model, not a curated record. NCBI's taxonomy places the organism in Eukaryota, Metazoa, Cnidaria, Anthozoa, Malacalcyonacea, Xeniidae. Gene Ontology annotation, cellular component: cytoplasm; mitochondrion. The coding region runs from base 171 to 851 and encodes 226 amino acids. Gene Ontology annotation, biological process: nucleobase-containing compound metabolic process.